Molecule: messenger RNA, 2194 nt
Organism: Vicugna pacos (alpaca)
Lineage: Eukaryota; Metazoa; Chordata; Mammalia; Artiodactyla; Camelidae
Gene: PTGIR
Product: prostaglandin I2 receptor
Biological process (GO): negative regulation of smooth muscle cell proliferation; adenylate cyclase-activating G protein-coupled receptor signaling pathway; positive regulation of cytosolic calcium ion concentration
Cellular component (GO): plasma membrane
Molecular function (GO): prostacyclin receptor activity
Source: RefSeq, a predicted model, not a curated record
ACCCGGGGCUAGAUGGGUGGGGAGGGAGGGAGAGGGAGGGAAGUAGGGAGAAGCUGACACACUGAGACGGACCCAGAGAGCAAGACUCCAGAGAAGGAGCAAGGGGACAGAGGAGGGAGAAAGAGAGACUGCAGAGCUGCAACGAGGACCCAAGAGGGCGGUGGUGGGAGUCACAGGGGCAGACCGGGCUCCUCCUCCCCCUACUCCAACCCCGGGGACCCUUCCAGUCCCGGCCGCAGAGGCUGGGGAUGGCGGAUUCGUGCCGGAACCUCACGUACGUGCAGGACUCGGCGGGCCCGGCCACCAGCACCCUGAUGUUUGUGGCGGGCGUGGUGGGCAACGGGCUGGCGCUGGGCAUUUUGGGGGCGCGACGGCGAUCACGCCCCUCGGCUUUCGCGGUGCUGGUCACUGGGCUGGCGGUCACUGACCUGCUGGGCACGUGCUUCCUGAGCCCGGCGGUGUUCGUGGCCUACGCCCGCAACAGCUCACUGCUGGGCCUGGCCCUGGGCCGCCCGACGCUGUGCGACGCCUUCGCCUUCGCCAUGACCUUCUUCGGCCUGGCCUCCACGCUCAUCCUCUUCGCCAUGGCCGUGGAGCGCUGCCUGGCCCUCAGCCACCCCUACCUCUACGCCCAGCUGGACGGGCCGCGCCGCGCCCGCCUGGCGCUGCCGGCCAUCUACGCCUUCUGCACCGUCUUCUGCUCGCUGCCCCUGCUGGGCCUGGGCCAACACCAGCAGUACUGCCCGGGAAGCUGGUGCUUCAUCCGCAUGCGCUCGGCCGAGCUGGGUGGCUGUGCCUUCUCUCUGGCCUAUGCCAGCCUCGUGGCCCUGCUAGUGGCCGCCAUCAUCCUCUGCAACGGCUCCGUCACCCUCAGCCUCUGCCGCAUGUACCGCCAGCAGAGGCGCCACCAGGGUUCGCUGGUCCCAGGUCCCCGGACUGGCGAGGAUGAAGUUGAUCACCUGAUUCUGCUGGCCCUCAUGACCGGCAUCAUGACUGUGUGCUCCCUGCCUCUCACGAUCCGUGGCUUCACCCAGGCCAUUGCCCCAGACAGCAGUGAGACGUGGGACCUCCGCGCCUUCCGCUUCAAUGCCUUCAACCCCAUCCUCGACCCCUGGGUCUUCAUCAUUUUCCGCAAGGCUGUCUUCCAGCGGCUCAAGUUCUGGUUCUGUUGUCUGGCCCUGAGGCCUGCUCAAGAUCCCUCACAGGCAGCCGUCUCCCAGCCUGCCUUGGGAAGGAAGGACUCAAGGGCCCCCACGACUCUCGGUGGGAAGGAGGGGAGCUGGGUGCCUUUGUCAGCUUGGGGUGAGGGGCAGGGGCCACCCUUGCCAGCUGCACAGCCAUUCAGCAGCACCGUGGGAAUGCCGUCCAAAGUGGGGUCCGAGGCUGCCUGCUCCCUCUGCUGACAUCUGCCCCAUGAUCUUCUGCCCUGUCUUCCGGGAGCAGGAGCCAGAAAUUCAGGGACAUGACUGAUGGCUGCAAGUGAAUAAGCCAAGAGAUGGAUCCUGGAGUCCUGCCUGCCAGAACCCUGACCCCCUGGAUUCAGGGGGUGAUCAGCUGCUAUUUCUCCUCCUUCAGGGUGGUCAUGAUGUGGGAGAGGGAUAGGGAACAAUAAAAAGAACAGUUCUCUCAAAAUAUCCAGUGGCCUGGCCAGCCUGGACUGGCCCUCGUUAGCCCAUCCAUCUCACUGUCUAAAUAUUUAGAAGGCAGAACAGUUCCCAGCAGCUUCUGUGUGCUCAGGUCUGCUCUGGUUAGAGUUCUGGCUCUGAUCCUCAUUCAUUCAAGGUGCCCUGGUCACCCACUCCCACUCCCCUGGGGGAGUGGCUGCCCUCCCCCAGCCCACUCCCAGAGCCACCCUUUCUCCGCCUCCUGGGUACCAGGGAUUCCCUGACAAGCUCCCUCCUCCUCUUUCUUCUGAUUCCCCAUCGGACUGGGGAGCCCUGUUCCCCCAAGGGGAGCUGGGAGGAAAGGGAAACUGUUGCAUUGUGGGUGACAACACUGGACAGCUGCCUGGGAAAGGAAACUACAUGGCUUGGUGGGUUGCAAGAUGUGGCUGGUGGGGCCAUGGGUGGCCGGGGAGCUGGAGAAGCUGGAGGAUGAUUGAGUGGGAGGUAUGGAACCCAGGGAUGGCCCAAGAACUCAGACCUAAGUCCUGUGUCUGUCCCUGAAUAAAUAGCUGCCUCCUCAUAGAGCCUGA